AUUAUGUCAUCCAAUGCCUCUUCCUUUAUUAUUUUGUCUCUUCAUUCAAAUGAUGAUGCUUUUCCUUGAAGACAUCGUGGAUCCUGCAUAAUGUUGCUAAGUAAUUUCCUCUAUAUGUUGACGUCUGGUUCUUUAUAUCUGAUCCUAGCUCCUAUUAUAUUAUCACAAAAACUUUCUUACAGACCUAGGUAACUUGCCAAAGUUAUGGCUGAUAGAUUGUUGUUAUUAACUUCAGUACAACCAGGUCGCCAAUUUUUUCUUGCAGAGAUUCAAUCCGCAACCAAUGACUUCGAUGAUGAACUGGUCAUUGGACACGGAGGGUUUGGAAAGGUGUACAAAGCUUGCAUUUCUAUCGAAGAAACAACUCAUGUUGUGGCCAUCAAACGGUUGGAUUCUAAAUCCAAUCAGGGAGCACCUGAGUUCAGGGCAGAAAUCGAGAUGCUUUCAAAGCUACGCCACUGUAACUUGGUGUCUCUCAUUGGUUUUUGUGAUGAUAACAAGGAGAUGAUUUUAGUUUAUGCAUAUAUGCCUAAUGGAACCCUCUACGAUCAUCUACACAAAGCUGAGACUCCUUUAAAUUGGAUGCAAAGAAUCCAGAUAGCCAUAGGUGCUGCCCGGGGGUUGGACUAUCUUCACACAGGUUUUGGCACCCAACACGGAGUCAUUCAUCGUGAUGUGAAGACUUCAAACAUUCUUUUGGAUAACAACUGGGAAGCUAUGAUUUCGGAUUUUGGGCUGUCUAAAAUAAGCCCAGCCAACCAAUCAUCCUCAUACAUUGACGCAAGUGUUAAAGGCACAUUCGGGUAUCUAGAUCCGGAGUAUUUCUAUACCAGAAAGCUGACAAGGAAAACAGAUGUGUAUGCAUUUGGGGUUGUAUUGUUUGAACUGCUAUCAGGGAGGCUUGCAGUAGAUGAAGGAAAUGCUGAGGAGCAUAUCAGUUUGGUAAGAUGGGCUCAAAAGUGUGUGAAAGAAGGGAAAUUUGAUCAAAUCGUUGAUUCUAAUAUCCGGGUGACAGUUUUUUCCAAAUGUUUACGAAGGUUUGCAAAAAUUGCGUAUCGUUGUUUGCUUAGUGUUCUAAAAGAACGACCUACUAUGGCUGAGGUUGUGGUCACACUUCAGGAUUUAGUAGAACUACAGCGGAGACAUGACAAUUCUGCUGAGGCACCAAGAAUAACAGUAUUCACUUGGAAGAUUCAUAAGUUUCUUGCUUCCACAACUAAACAAAACUCAGGUAUACCGAAACUUCUCAUUGAUAUUAUAUGUGCACGUUUCUGUUUAUAUUAGUUAUCUUAGAUAAUAACUAUUUAGCACUUGUAUAGCUGAAAUAUGACAUCUUAGAAUACCCAAAUAAUUUUAAUUUGUUCAUCAACAUUUAGGUUCCUUUAAACUUAGUCGAACGAUGUUGCUUUGUCAAAUAAGAACACAAUUAAUGUCUCCCAUUGAAAGAUAUGCAAGCAAGUUUUAUUUUUCA
This is a messenger RNA of Lactuca sativa (garden lettuce), 1471 nucleotides long. The record is from RefSeq and is a predicted model, not a curated record. NCBI's taxonomy places the organism in Eukaryota, Viridiplantae, Streptophyta, Magnoliopsida, Asterales, Asteraceae.